AUCGCGCAGUCGGGUGACAUCAGUGCCCUGGAUUGGAUUGGUAAAUCAUCUGAGUUCAACAGCUGUCUGCCAGCCGACAUCACUUCCUACGAAGACCCACCAUGCAAACUCCCAUCUAUGCUAUCUGCAGAUGAGAUGCAGACAUCUGUCUCCUCGCUGCGACAUGCUGGGGCUGUCGGGUUGGCUUCGAAAUUGUACAGCACACUUGACUCCCUGAGCGCUCCCCGUUUUGCAAACCGCCGGCUUCAUCUCCCUUGCAUCGCAUUCUCUGUCAAACAAGUCAGACGGCAGCCUCGUCAAGGCCAGGAGACAUAUACUACGUAUGAAGUCAAGGCAGAUGGGCUUCGUGACUUGCUGAUCACCACAGAAGACAAGCUAGUUCAGUUCUCGCAGGCAAGACCCAUUCCGCAGACAUUCUUGCUUGUUCUUCCGUGGAAUCGCUCUCUCCUCGAGCUGCCCGACUUUGCGGAACUGCCUGACUCUGCGGAGCCGUCCCAUUCUCUAGAUGAGUCUCAGAGCAUGGAAGAUUAUUCAACCCCGCUCGAGUCUCCUUUACAUGAUUCGUCCAUGUCGUCUGCAGAAAAAGGGACGGAUGAUUCAGAAUCUCACUCGCGAGCGUUGCGAUUGAUUGUUCGCCUUGGACAGCCGUUUGGCGCAUUUUUACUAGCGCAGCAGCGCGGCGGAGAAUACAAGAGAAUCGCGUCAGACCACGAUAUCAUUGCACAAGCUAAAGAUGUGGCUUCUGUUAACGGUAUGAUG
This is a messenger RNA of Suillus paluster, 759 nucleotides long. RefSeq lists its product as uncharacterized. NCBI's taxonomy places the organism in Eukaryota, Fungi, Basidiomycota, Agaricomycetes, Boletales, Suillaceae. The annotation marks the transcript as partial. The record is from RefSeq and is a predicted model, not a curated record. The transcript has a single exon.